Messenger RNA from Pogona vitticeps (central bearded dragon), 981 nucleotides. The record is from RefSeq and is a predicted model, not a curated record. NCBI's taxonomy places the organism in Eukaryota, Metazoa, Chordata, Lepidosauria, Squamata, Agamidae.
ACAUGUGCCUGUUCGCAUUUAUCAGCCAAAGGUUCCCUCUGCCGGUCGAAGGAGGGGCAUCGUUUAUUUCCAUGGUGGUUGGAACUCACGACAAUAUCUGCCAGUACCUUGCCAGAGAAAGUGAAUCGGUGGUUGUGUCUGUCGAGUACCGCUUGGCUCCCGAGCACACCUAUCCAGCGCCGCUGAACGACUGCCUUGCCGCUGCCAGCCACUUCCUCGAGGCUGCCGAGGAGUACGGCGUGGACAAGACGCGGAUUGUCGUGGCUGGGGACAGCGCUGGUGGCAACCUCGCCGCCUCCGUUUGCCAGGCCCUGGCCAGUAAACCGGGCCUUGUGAAAGUGCGGGCUCAGAUCCUCAUCUACCCACUGCUCCAGGGCGUAGACUUCAACUUGCCUUCCUAUCAGCAAAACCAGGCAGUGCCCUUCUCGUUCCGCGCACGGACUGUUUUCUUCUGUCUGCAGUACUUGAAUGGAGACCCUUCACCCCUGGAAGAGGUCUUGAAGGGUUCUCAUGUCCCUGUCCAUCUCAAGUUGCACUACAAGAGGUGGCUGAGUGCAGACCACAUCCCCAGAGAGUUUAAGGCCAGAGGCUAUGCCCCUUCCGCGCCCGCCACCUGCAAGGACGAUGUCUACGAGGCCGUCAAGAGCCUGAGCACACCAGAAUUCUCGCCACUUCUGGCUGAAGACGCCGUCAUCCGCCUGCUCCCCGAGACCUUCAUCCUCACCUGUGAAUACGACGGCCUGAGAGAUGACGGGUUGCUCUACAAGAAACGGCUGGAAGAUCAAGGCAUCAGAGUGGUUUGGUGCCACCUUGCGCAUGGAUUCCAUGGAAUUAUCAGCCUUUUUGAUGGAUUUCCAUCUGGGAAGAAAGGAUUGGAAGACAUUGUCACCUUCGUUAAAAGUCUGUAAGAGCUCUUGCUGAAAGCUGACCUUUUUCUUUACAGUAAGAAGUAGAAAACAUAAAAGUUUGUGUUGCCGCUGA